Molecule: messenger RNA, 647 nt
Organism: Cylicostephanus goldi
Lineage: Eukaryota; Metazoa; Nematoda; Chromadorea; Rhabditida; Strongylidae
Source: the annotation of a GenBank genome assembly
ACGCCAGAAGACUGCUCCCAAUGUGUUUCUGUGUGGGACCAUCUGCCCCAAAAUGUAUUAUUACAGGAGUGGACAGCAGCCAACACUGAGAAACAAAACAGUCACCGUCUACAGUCCUAUGAUAUCACACCAAUUCGCGAGCAGCUACGACUACGGGUGGAAGAAUGCUAUCAGAAUCUCAUGAAGCGAGCUGUUGAACCAAUACUAAGUCCAAAAAUAGUGCCGGGUAUUCUCCAACAUGAAACUACAAGCGAUGUGGGCGUUCCUUCAGGAGCUAAGCAACAAAGCAGAGAGCUGUCCCGUGAAGCAGCCAAGAAAGGCCUCGACGAUCUCUUGAACUUCGUAAGAGCAGCUAGACAUGGCCUUUUGAACUACGUGCAUGCUAAACUUGCGGUCUAUGGAGCUGAUCAAGUGCUGCUGGGACAAGUCUUUGGCCAAAUCUCGAGCUGGAUCUGCGCACUCUCUUUGAACCACAUGAUGUUCCGAAAGGAGCUCUGUAAUUUCGAGAAGGCCAUUCAGAUCAAACACAACGUAACUGAAAUCCAAUCUUGGUUAUCUUCCAAAGGCCUGGAUGCACAUCGUGAUGCACUGGAGCCACUGGUCCAGGCUUGUCACUUACUACAGGUUGGUUUGAGCACAUCAUAAUC